Molecule: messenger RNA, 451 nt
Organism: Branchiostoma floridae (Florida lancelet)
Lineage: Eukaryota; Metazoa; Chordata; Leptocardii; Amphioxiformes; Branchiostomatidae
Exons: 2
Coding region: 91-426 (111 amino acids)
Source: RefSeq, a predicted model, not a curated record
CGUAACCUGAUAAAGACCAAGUUUAAAUGAAAUCAAUUAACGUUAUGUUGCAUAUUUACUACUAGGUGUACUUGCGGACUCUGUGAAGUGAUGCCUACACUCACUGAGAGCAUUUGCUGUCAUGAGCAAGACAGAGUGUCUGAAAAAAGAGACGGCCUGCAGUGUAUCGUUCAGCACCCCGGCUUUGAGCCGGUGUGCUUGAAUGAAUAUGGUCUGGAGGUGGCACACAUCAACUACCAGGACCAAUAUGGAGAGAAUCUUGGAAAUGAGUGGAAGAGAUACACAGCAUACAGGCAGUUUGUCCGGUGGUGCUACGGGCACUUGGGCAAGGAGAUCAGAGUCCCUCUGCCAGCGUGUGUUGUGUCUACCAUUAGGAGGGCAUUUUCCUCUCCUAACUACACCGGGUUCAUGGAAAACCGUGAAUGAGCAAUUAAACAAACUGUUGAACUGA